This is a messenger RNA of Alternaria alternata, 1784 nucleotides long. RefSeq lists its product as hypothetical. Gene Ontology annotation, cellular component: membrane. Lineage: Eukaryota; Fungi; Ascomycota; Dothideomycetes; Pleosporales; Pleosporaceae. Gene Ontology annotation, molecular function: monoatomic cation transmembrane transporter activity. The transcript has 3 exons. Bases 292 to 1653 code for a protein of 453 amino acids. Gene Ontology annotation, biological process: monoatomic cation transport; transmembrane transport. The record is from RefSeq and is a predicted model, not a curated record.
UACACCUGCACCAAUGUGCAGCAUUCACACAAUCUGACAGGAAAUUGGCAACGUGCAAACGAUCUGGCCAUUCUACCAUGACUUCAGGGUUCAAAGAAAGAAACUCAAGCGGAGGUGAGCGGGAAGAGCGCCGCGGGUGGCGUUCGCAGUGUUGCUUUAUUACACAUGCUUGCCCGACGCUGAGGCAUAUAUCACCCACUUCGUAACCUCCUCGCACCACAAGAUCCUAGAGAUCGCCCAUACACACAUACACAAACGCAUACGCGUCGCUCAGCUCAUUUUCCGGACACCAUGUCUUCCGACACUCACACUUCACCUAAUGGCCCAGCACAAGACCAAGCUGCCGGGCAAACAAGCGCUCCAGUGAUCGCCGGCCCUACAGCAUCGUCAAACCAGGCCAACGUCGGCGCCGAGCAUAGGUCAGAUGUCAUUGAGCGCCUGCCAUCUGUAGACAAUGCAUCGUCGCGGGAAGCCAAGGACGAUGUCACUAUCGUCGUCAACAGCGACCCACUCGAUCUUGGUAAACACCGUCGAGACGAUGUCACCCAAAAACAGAUGAAGGCAGACCAUCCGCUCGCCAAGCCCAGACACAUGAAGAAAUUUUACACAAGACAGAAUGCCUUGAUCGACCAGUUCCUCCAGAGCGGCGACGAGGAGCGGUUAGCUGCUCUUGACCAGCUCGAGAAUGGACCAAAGGUCCGGUUUGCAGUCAACGCUUCCUUCAUCGUCAACUUCUGUUUGUUCGUCAUCCAGUUGUAUGCCGCCGUCUCGACAGGAUCGCUGUCGCUGUUUGCGACAGCUGCGGACGCUUUCAUGGACCUGGUCUCUUCGGUAGUCAUGCUCAUCACAUCUCGCAUGGCGGCACGGCCAAGCGUGUACAAGUACCCCGUGGGGAGGACCCGCAUUGAGACGAUUGGCAUCAUCAUGUUCUGUUGUUUGAUGACAACGGUUGCUAUCCAACUAAUCAUCGAAUCUGGGCGUGCCUUGGCUGGCGGUGCCACUGAAUCAGAGGAACUCCACAUCAUCCCCAUUGCCUUUGUCGCGACAGCCAUCUUCUGCAAAGGCUCACUUUGCAUCUAUUGCUUCCUCUUCCGACGCUACCCAGCCGUCCAUGUCUUCUUUAUCGACCAUCGCAACGACAUCAUCGUCAAUGCUUUCGGUCUUGCCAUGUCCAUUGUCGGUAGCCGAGUCGUCUGGUAUGUCGAUCCUAUCGGUGCCAUUCUCAUCGGUCUCUUGAUUCUCGUUUCCUGGGCUGCCAACGCCUUCGACCACGUUUGGUUGCUCGUUGGAAAAUCGGCACCAAAGGACUACAUCAGCAAGUUGAUCUAUCUCGUCGUCACACACGACAGCAGAAUCCAAAAGGUCGAUACCUGCCGCGCAUACCACGCUGGGCAAAACUACUACGUCGAGGUAGACAUUGUCAUGGAUGAAGGCCUACCGCUAAAGGUCACCCAUGACGUCUCGCAGACCCUGCAGAGGAAGCUCGAAGGCCUCGCCGAUGUUGAGCGAGCCUACGUACACGUCGACUACGAAAGCGAGCACGAUAUCUUCGAGGAGCAUAAACCACUCUACGAAGUCACGCAGUCGAAGACGAUCAAGGAGCGUGUUCAGGCUAUGCGCUACUUGUUCAAGAAGUCGGAGAAGGGUGCGUGAGCAUCGGACGAUGCGUGUUUUGUAUAUUACGGUGCUACGAUCACCAAAAGUUCACGUUUUCUUUAGAGUCAUUUAUACCCCCGUGCAGCAAUACACAAGACUGCAGAAACUACUGUUAAUGCGAAUGUUAU